AUGAAUGAACAAAAUUUGGUUAUUGAUUUAUUCGUCAAUCAUCGCACUAAAAACCCACUCAAUGCGCUACUUUUGUUCACCGAUGGUGAAGACAACAAUCCUUGUGAUUAUUCCCAACUAAUGAGAAGAUUACCAGAAAAUACCAAUUGUCACACGUUCGGAUAUGGAUCUGAUCACUCAUCUGCUCUAUUAGUGAGAAUAGCUGAAUUGGGCAAUGGAGGUACAUUCCACCUAUAUUUAAAUGCUUCUGCUUUUGCGACAGCGAUGGCUGGCUUGUUAACAUGUAUAGCGAAACAAAUUCGAGUUGAAAUGGAAUUUUAUAAUGGAAACCAAGUCAUAGAAAGUCUUUCACAUUACCAACAUGAGCCAGAACAAUUACCAUCGGCAAGGGUGAUUGUUAAAUUAAAUGAUCUCAGUAUCGAAGAAAAACGAAAUCUUCUUUUUCGAUAUCAGAGGAACAAAAUAUUCCAGCAUGGAGUCAAACAAUCAAUAAAUCACAACAGAAUCAUAUUAUUGGUUAUGUAUCAAUCACUUAUCUCGAACCAAAUAGUAUAUUCGUCUUUAUCAACUAAACUUUGUCAAGUUAAUCAAGCAGUUGAUAUCCAACGAAAUCGAGUACAAACAGCAGCGGUGCUAAAACAGGCUAUGAGCGAAACUGACUACGAUCGAUCAGUGAAACUUCUUAAAACUCAAGCGAGAAGUAUUCAACGAAGUGCUUCUACACAAGAUCAAUUGUGUCAACAAUUAAUCAGAGCGUGA
Adineta ricciae is the source of this 759-nucleotide messenger RNA. NCBI's taxonomy places the organism in Eukaryota, Metazoa, Rotifera, Eurotatoria, Adinetida, Adinetidae. The record is from the annotation of a GenBank genome assembly.